Messenger RNA from Cinara cedri, 288 nucleotides. The record is from the annotation of a GenBank genome assembly. Lineage: Eukaryota; Metazoa; Arthropoda; Insecta; Hemiptera; Aphididae.
AUGAUGCCAGUACCAAACCAAGAAAAAUGGAACGCUAUAGCUACUGAUUUCUGGGCUAGGUGGCAGUUUCCAAAUUGUAUCGGUGCUUCAGAUAGCAAACACGUUGUAAUACAAGCUCCAAAAUUAUCGGGAUCUCUCUAUUGGAACUACAAAAAAACGUAUUCAAUUGUGCUUCUUGCCCUGGUUGAUCCUUGUUACACCUUUAUUGUAGUAGACGUUGAUUCUUACGGGAAAAAUUCUGAUGGAGGUAUUUUUUUGAAUUCAAACUUUGGAAAACAUUACGGUUAG